Molecule: messenger RNA, 960 nt
Organism: Cricetulus griseus (Chinese hamster)
Lineage: Eukaryota; Metazoa; Chordata; Mammalia; Rodentia; Cricetidae
Source: RefSeq, a predicted model, not a curated record
AUGACCAUCAUUCCUUUCCCAGGUGACCGGCUCCUGCAGGUGGAUGGAGUGAGUCUAUGUGGUCUGACUCACAAGCAGGCUGUGCAGUGUCUCAAGGGUCCUGGGCAGGUGGCACGGCUGGUCUUAGAGAGGAGAGGCCCCAGGGUUGCACCACAGUGUCCUUCUGCUGAUGACAGCAUGGGAGAUGCACACAUGGCUGUUUCCCUGGUAACAGCCAGGUCUGGCAGACCUGCGAGCUGUGUCUCAGUGACAGAUGGUCCUAAGUUUGAAGUCAAACUGAAGAAGAAUAGCAGCGGUUUGGGAUUCAGUUUCGUGCAGAUGGAGAGAGGAAACUGCAGCCACCUCAAGAGCGACCUUGUGAGGAUUAAGAGGCUCUUUCCUGGGCAGCCAGCUGAAGAGCAUGGGGCCAUUGCAGCUGGUGACAUUAUCCUGGCAGUGAACGGAAAGUCCAUAGAAGGCCUCGCCUUCCAGGAAGUGCUCCAUGUAUUGCGUGGGGCUCCAGAGGAAGUGACACUACUUCUCUGCCGACCCCCUCCUGGGACACUGCCUGAGAUGAAGCAGGGAUGGCAGACUCCUGAACUAUCAUCAGACCAAAGAUUCACCAUGGCAACAGGUACUGAGUCAGAGCAGAGCCCCAGCUUAGAUCAAGACAGCUGGAGGGACAGUGCCUCCCUGGACACAGGAGAAGGCCUAGGUGGCAGGCCAGAGUCUUCCUACAAGGCUGUCAGAGAGGUGAAAGGAGACCAAAACAGACAGGAACCCUGGACCAGGUCCUUGAUGCACCCUAUGGAAUCCCAUCCUCACUUGUGCAAACUCCACCAAGAACCAGAGACACCAGCAUUGGCUACCUCUCUGGAAAAAGAUAUGAGACAAAACUGCUAUUCUGUGUGUGAUAUCAGGAGGCUGGGAAGAUUUUCCUUCUCAUCUUCUCUAACCAGAUUAGCAACAGAUAUUUUCUGA